AUGAAUAACACGAAUACGGCAGCGAGAUUGGUGAUGGAUAAGGCGCAGGAAGCGCAGCAGGCCCUCCUGGGUCAUAAGAACAAUUCCAGCAUUUACCGUGAACUUAACGCUAUCCACAAUAAAUACAGCGGCUUACAGAAGCAAAUGCCGAGAUUGAGGCACGCACGUCUCCAAACAUUGAUCAAAAUGAUCGAGGGGCUGGCGUGCAAGGAAAGCUGCUGGCCAACGUGCGCGGAAUUCCUUGAUUCAGCUGAGGAUAAGAGGCCACUCCUCUUCCCUGACGAGGAGCUGUUCGCGCUUUUGAACCCGAAAUUAAGGCCAUCGAAAUGCCUGAGCUUCGUGCCCAGGGAAUUCCACCCUGAGCCAUACACAAAA
Mesorhabditis spiculigera is the source of this 375-nucleotide messenger RNA. Lineage: Eukaryota; Metazoa; Nematoda; Chromadorea; Rhabditida; Rhabditidae. The record is from the annotation of a GenBank genome assembly.